AUGCCCUCUGCCCCAGUGUCCUCCUCUUCCAGCUCCUCUUGUCCCCCCUCAUCCAGCUCUUCCUCUGACGAGAGCCGCAAUACAUCUGUUCGCGACACGUCUGACAGCGUAGAGAACGAUGCCACACAAGAUGAGAACAACCCAUUCGUCAAGGCAUCUCGCUGGAUUUCACGUGGCUACGAUCUCUUUACUGGCCUUAGGACACUCUUUGAGGUCGGUAUGGCUCUCGACGAGCUUGUCAUGCUUGAAGAGACCGAGGAGAACAGCGAACCAGGCCUGACCCUCGUCACGAAAAUUGGUAUCGUACACGGUCUGGAUGACGAUGAGGUUCUUAGGUGCCAGAGAGCAUACAAAAACAUCCUAGCUCAUGUUCCCGGCCUCGCUAAGUGUAUGGCCGAAUUCGUCGACGCUGGCGAUCUCACGGACUUUUGGAAUAAACUUCAGAAGGUUAGAUCGUCUGCGAACUCCGGUAAAAACGAGGACUCCUGCAAGUUCAAGAAGUCUCUCGCGGAAUACGCUGGUGCCACCUCGACUGAAAAGAACAGGGGUUUCUGGAGCCCCUUCUAUGGUCGCCUCCUGACUCCUUCGAGCUUACUCGUAGAGUAUGAUGCUGAUCCUGUGGAAUUCUGCCGCCAAGCGCGACUCCCAGGAGGCGACGUCAGGAUCACCGACGCUGAACUCCCCAGUUUGGUAUACCCGUGUGGUGUGUGUAACCCCGAGGAUAUCCUCGAAGGUUUCACACAGACCGAACUUCUCGUACGAUUUGGGCGGAUGGUUCUUCAAGGGCCGACAUACGCCAUGGAAGAGCCGAAAGCCCCUAUGCAAAGGGGAAAUUCCAAGAAGCACGACAUACGGAACGUCACCGAAGAUUUUGUCGCGUACUGUGUCACACAAGUUCGUAUCGCCGUGUCCGGAAAUGGGUUCGUCGAAUUAGACGGGCUAUUUCACAAUGUCACGCUAUAUUCGACCGUCGUCAGUCUUAUCCGACUGAAUCCGGCUAAGAAGAAGUCAAUUUUAGCAUUCUGGAACUUGAAAUGUUUUGGCCAUGAGGACGGUUAUGUACAAAAGAAACGAAAAGCACAGGCCGGCGAACCUCUCUCUGUUCUUGAGAGAGCGAGAUUGCAGAACACUGCUCAGGUUUCUCCCGAAGUGGCGCCAGCAGGACCCACUGUGUCAGCUGCUACCGAGUUAGGCACUGGCCCGAACACCGUCCCUGCUGCGACGUCCACCGAGCACAACCCUUAUCUCACGACCGUGUCUACAUCAAGAAAUACAGGCGACGCUGCUUCCGUUUCUGCUCGGUCUGCUGGCGACGCUGGAGAUUCUCUUGGCUCUACGGCGGUUACUACUUCAGUGGAUUCUGUGUCCGAGUCUCUCAGCGAGCCUGUGUCCAACAGUAAUGUCCACGAUCAUUCCCCUCCGACAAGCAUUUCCAGCUCGCACACGACCUCAUCACUCUCCAUUGACUCUUCCGACAUUCCUAAUGGCUCUCAUGCAUCCUCUCAAGACGUAGUCUCUGUGUCUUAUCCUGCAUCUACGAACACGACGCCACCUUCAACAUCAUCUAUCUUCGAGCCGCUCCCCUCUGGCACUGAGAGCCGACUGGCCUCUGCGCCGAAAGAGAAGAUUAUUCUACGAUCACAAGCACCUCGGUCCACGAAGAAGACGAACGGUGCCGCUGCAGCGAAGAAGCGCAAAGCGAAGGACGCCGUUGAUGGAGAUGGUGCGGAGAUGCCUGCCCCUCCGAAGGCUAGGAGGAAGUUGAAUGGGAAGAAGACUGGAUAG
Stereum hirsutum FP-91666 SS1 is the source of this 1785-nucleotide messenger RNA. RefSeq lists its product as uncharacterized. NCBI's taxonomy places the organism in Eukaryota, Fungi, Basidiomycota, Agaricomycetes, Russulales, Stereaceae. The transcript has 11 exons. The coding region runs from base 1 to 1785 and encodes 594 amino acids. The record is from RefSeq and is a predicted model, not a curated record.